AUGAUCCUGUACAUGUCUGUAGUGUCCAUGCCAUUCAGGCGCAUGUACUGGUCCCGGUUAUUGCGCCAAUCCCACAUUGCGGACUGCAUGCCAAGAAAUCGCUUUGACGAAGUGAUCUCACUUUUCCACGCGUGCAACAACGACACCGAGAAGAAAAAGGAAGAAGAUGGCUACGACAAGCUUUACAAGGUCCGUCCGUUGCUCAGCCGGCUGAAUUAUAAUUUCCAGGGUGCUGCAGAAAUGGAAGAUUGCCCUGCCGUGGAUGAAAUGAUAGUACCAUUCAAAAGCCGACACAGCCUCAAAAUGUACAUGAACAAAAAGCCUAGAAAGUGGGGCUACAAAGUGUGGACACUGGCUGAGAGAUCCGGCUAUGUGUACAAAAUUGAGCUUUACGGAGACAAUUUAGUCAUUGACCCAACGGAUUUGUCAAAUGACAUCGGAGAAAGUGGAAAAAUUGUUGUGCGACUCUCUGAGGGCUGUGAAGGGAAAGAAAUAUUUUGUGACAACUUCUUCGCUUCAGCGGAUCUUCUAGUUGAAAUGAAGCGUCGCGGAUUAGGAUGCACAGCAACCAUGAGAAACGGCAGAAUUGGACGCUGCCCCCUAAAAACCGAAAAAUUCCUGAAGGGGGAAGGCCGUGGAUCCUUUGAUUUCCGAUCAGAAAUGGACAGCGGCAUUAUUAUUUGUCACUGGCAUGACAACCGCAGCGUCAUGAUUGGAUCGAAUACCCAUAGUGUAGGUCCUGUGGGCGUCUGCCGGCGAUACGACAAAAAAGCAAAAACAUACACCGAAGUUUCCCGACCGAGCAUGGUAAGAGUAUACAACCAAAGCAUGGGUGGUGUCGACAGAGUGGACCAGCUGCUUUCUUUCUACCGCAAUGAGUUGAAGACGAAGAAGUGGUACAAGAGGAUAAUUUUUCACUUGCUAGACCUUGCUGUUGUGAACAGCUGGUUCUUGUACCGCGCCGUAAAGGAUUCGGAAAUCCAGCUCGCAGAAUUCAAGCUUCAGGUCGCCUUUGGGCUAAUGAAGUCGGAAAAGUCACACGAAGCGCCCCUCCAUGACCGUACUCUGACCGAAAAUUGGCUGUCGAACCGAUCUUCAGAUGUACCCACUUCCGUCAGGUAUGAUGGGGUAAAUCAUCUGCAUGUCAAAGUGCCGCAGAAAAGUGCCCCAAGGUGCAAGCUACCGCAGUGUUCACGGAGAACAAGGCUCCAGUGUAAGAAGUGUAAGGUGUACCUGUGCGUCGAAGAAGAUGGACCAGCAAACUGCUUUGAAAGGUUCCACACUGAGUGA
Messenger RNA from Rhipicephalus microplus (southern cattle tick), 1290 nucleotides. RefSeq names its product piggyBac transposable element-derived protein 2. NCBI's taxonomy places the organism in Eukaryota, Metazoa, Arthropoda, Arachnida, Ixodida, Ixodidae. The record is from RefSeq and is a predicted model, not a curated record.